Molecule: messenger RNA, 518 nt
Organism: Funneliformis caledonium
Lineage: Eukaryota; Fungi; Glomeromycota; Glomeromycetes; Glomerales; Glomeraceae
Source: the annotation of a GenBank genome assembly
CAUUUAGUCAUUCCAAAAAUGUAGAAGAAGCUAUUGAUGCAGCUAAACAAGUUGAAAGUAGUCGAUAUUAUGAACAGCAAUCUCCUCUAUCCUUAAACUAUGCAACACUUUCCAAUGCAUUAUCCGCACAACUUGAAGGAAAACCUGAAAGAAGAAAGCUAAAAGAUGAUAGAAAUCUUAUAAAGGCUUGGGAUAAAAAGGAUCUUAUUUGUUAUCAUUGCCAAGAAAAAGAAUAUUAUUCAAAAGAAUGCAUGUCUGAAAAACCAGUAUAUCAAAGGAAAUCUGAUAAAAGAGAAGCCAGUUAUGUUAGUGUUUUUACGGAUAUUCCUGUAACUUCUAGUGCAAAUGAAGCCCAUGUUAGUUAUUCUACUACUCAAGAUCAACAGAAUGACGAAUUAGAACAAGUUUUGGAUGAUUAUGAGGAAGAGGAACUUAGCGAAAUUGAAGCAUAUAUGGCAGACAGUCAAGAAGAAUAUGAGGAGGAAACUGACCUUCUACCCCUCGACUACAACCCCUGA